AUGCAGGUGGGUCGGUGCCAGAUGGCUCUGGCCAAGAUGCUUGGCAAGGCCAAGCGUGGGCAUGGCAAGGGCGACAAUGGCAAGAUGGGUCAAGCAAUGCUCAGCAGCAUUCGUGGCCAGGUAAUCAGCAGCGACCACCACAAGAGGAUAGUGCAAGGACACCGUAGGAACUCAGCACAGUCGAUGACAGCGUCUACCGAACUUCCAGCGAGUACCGAUGAUCAUGAACCAGACGGGGUUGAUCAGGACCCCAGAGACAGCGACCUCGGAAGCGGCUCGACCCGGAAGGAUGUCCCCAAGACCGGCAAGGAUCACGUGCCGGAGUUUAGCGGGGACACCACUAUGAGAGAAUAUCAGAGGAGAGUUCGUCUGUUUGAAGCCAGUACAGGUAUUGAUGCAUCGUACCGGGCACAGAAACUGAUGGAACGAUUAUCUGGCCAGGCAUGGUUGGCCACAGAGUCCCUCGACCUCACCUACAUCAAGCAUCCCGACGGAGUCGAACGACUCCUGCAGCAUCUUUGGCAAGAACUGGAACCUCUUGAGUAUGUCAGAACAUUCACCACGCUGACUGAGUUCUACAAGGGGUUCAGGAGGACUCCGGGGAUGGAGUACUUGACAUACGACAUGGAGUUCAGAACUCACCUUAAAAGGCUUGAAGAGGUGGGGGCCAAGGUUGAAGGAUUGAAUCGUGCCUAUUGGUUCAUUGAAAAGGCCGGGUUGAGUGCAGAAUUGCGAAAACAAGUCGUCGCCGCGGCUGGUGGCGAGUAUGACUACGUGAAGCUCAGGCGUGCCCUCCUCGCCAUCGUGCCGAAGGUCAAUCGCGAGGAGGACGGAUUCACUUCCAGGCAGACCCCUCCAGGCAAUCGUCAGUGGAAGCCUCGCACCAAUCAGCCUCCUCGUCAGGUCCAUGCCACGACUGAAGAGGACGGCGACGAGACGGUUGCCGAUGACCAGGAUCCAGAUCCAGCCAGCCUCGAGGGAGAGUUGGAGGCAAGCGAUGUCUACGUGGCGACGGCUCUCGAUGACCGCCCGGAGGGUGAGCCGGCGCUUCAGGAAGAGGUGUGGGUUGGUGAUAUACCUAGUGGGGCACCUAUUGAGAUGAACAGGUUCACUUUGGCUCUCACCGAUACGUGUUGCGCCAGGACAGUAGCCGGAGAGAAGUGGAUGCAGCGUCACGUGAGACACCUGCAUCGCCUUCGCGAGGACACUUUUGUUGUCGAUGAAGCUAGGCCUUUUCGGUUUGGAGCGGGACCGAGGGUGAUGUCCAUGUACAGUGUUAUUAUUCCUGUGACGAUACCGGGCGCUCAGAGAUGGGCUCACCUUCGUGUCAGUGUGGUGGAGCAGGAUGUGCCCCUCUUGAUCAGCAAGGCGGCCCUCAAGAAGCUCGGAGUCGUCUUGGACCUAGCUGAGGGAAGAGUUCACUUGGGUCAUCUUGGGACGAGCGUUCCACUUAGGGAGACAAGUGCAGGGCUGUGUGGAUUCGACCUCAACGUCGAGCCUUCCAGGAGAAGAUGUAUGUGCCCAUCUCCAGUACUUGUCGGGGAGAAUGAAGAAGUAGUUACAUCCUCCUUUGAGCAGUAUGCCCUCCAGGAUGUGAUGAUGGCCCACGCCAAGGAGGACACCGCAGACGGAGGAGCACCACAUGGACCCCGGAGAGCGACAUCGCAGGCAAUCCAGGAGUGCGAGAUGCUCGCUAAGCACUUGAGUACUGUUCGUGACUUCUCCUAUGCAGCACUCCUUGACCUCGUCAGGCGGCUUCCACAGGGUCGAAGACAGCGACAUCGACAGAUCAACGACGGCCGAGGACCUAGCAAUAUACCGUGGACAGUGGGACUUUAUGCUCAUGGUAAUCACAUUGGAGUGACCCGGAGGACCGUGCGGUACCCACACGUGGUGAAGUACAUCAACAUGUUCAUGAGAACGAGGACAGAUAUGAGCUGGAGCUCGCUUACUGUGCAUCGUGAUGUUGCCACAGAGUUGCAUAAAGAUGUACACAACGACAAGCAGGCCAACUCCACGACGGUCACCUUCGGUGACUUUGAGAAAGGACACCAACGGGAAAUGGAUUCCCGGGCGCCUGGUCGUCGAUGCGUCGACUCGUCGAGCUUUGGCGAGACUUCGUUUUCCUUUGGGGAGACGAACGGCUUCCAGGAGGAGUACGUGCAAGCAAUAGCUUGCUGGAGCAAAGUGUCAGUCACGGAGCUUCGCCAGCACACGGUGGAUCGGCUUCGCGAACUGUAUGCAGUGCUGAAGCCGAAGAAGCGAAUGUCAGUGCUGCCACCCAGUUGGAAGAAACUGGACCUCGAGAGCCUCAAGGAGUUGUAUGCCAGCCGAGUGGUGACCGACCUCGAUCGUCCGAUGGACGGACACUGGAAUCGCUGGACCAGGUCCCAGCUGAUUCGGGAGGUGGACCUUUGGAAUCUCGAUGUCCAGAGCACCAUGGAGUACAUGCCCGACACCUCGAGUCCCUUUCCGGUCUGCGAGGAGUGUGGCAUUCCAAUGAUAACUCGAACGAAUCGUGUGAGCAAAGAAGAGUUUUGGGGUUGCAGGAGAUUCCCGAGUUGCAGAGUGACUCUUCCGAUGAUGUACGGAGAUCAGCCGGUGCAGGAGGCGAUCGCGGAUUUCAAGAAGGUCGACAAGCAGUUUCAGAUGCCUCUGCCUCCGAAUGCCACACGAGUCAAGGACGAGAAAGCGCCCAAGCCCGAGGGUAUCCUUCCCGGGAGGCGCAAGAUCAAGGCCGGCUACCCAACCGGAAAAGAGGGAAUGGCGACUUCCUCCGACCUGUCUUGGGUUCGCACUGGGCCGACACCGGUGGAGGAGAUUUCAUCUGCGGAGGAGGACACCGUCAACCGCAAGUUCAACACGAACCUCACCGCGGAGGAGCUCGAGGCGAUCACAAAAAUGAGGGAGCCUUUGGAUUCAGAUACCGUGAGGCUCCUUGGAAACACGAGGGCGGUCGCGGCCGGAAUUUUCAUCAGUACGGUUGCCAUGGCAGGGGCCGCCCUUCAGGCGGUGCCUUUUGGAGCCACGCGAUUGGAUCCUCGCGUUUCAGCUGAGCACUGGAAACGCGAUUUCGGGCGGGCAGUGUGCAAGGGUUUCAUUCUUGAUCUGAAAGAGAAUGAUCCUGGUCGGAUACGUAAGUGGAGUGAAAAGAUGGUCAUGCGAUCACUUGAGAAGUGGAGUGCAGUGUUUGCGCAAGAGGGAGAGGUGAUGGGGCUGUGGAGCAGCCAGCCCCUCCGCGACAAGCAGUGCAGUCCGGUUUAUCAAGCAACGGGAUUUGCUUCGAGGGUCUCCAGUAUCCCUCCAUUGCAGAUCACGUUUGGCGAUGAAGUUCAGCUGGAUUGCAUAUGCAUUCACGACGCGGCCAGAGAGAGUCAUUGGUUCCUCUCGGUCAUUGAUCGAGCCACCUCGUAUCAUGUGAUUGAGUUACUUAGGGAUCAUUCUCCAGCCGAACUUUAUCGUGCCUUCGACAGAGGGUGGAUGAAAUGGGCCGGUCCUCCCCUGCGUGCCACUACUGACCUUGAAGGUGGUUUUCAAGGUCGGGACUUCUGGAUCGAUGUUGGAAAUGCGGGUACUGCUCUUAGCUCCAUAGCAGGGACAGCGCAUUGGCAAGCAGGAAAGGUCGAGAGGCACAAUCAGACCAUCAAGGACAUGCUUCACAAGACCAUUCGUCACACCCAAGUGAAAGAUAGAGACGACAUGCGUAAGAUGGCUCGCGAAGUUGCCUGGGCUAAGAACUCUUUGGUCCGUGAGCAUGGCUGGUCACCUGUUGCACUGGUGUUUGGACGGGAGCCUCGAGUUUUCGGGGAACUUCAUUCGGAAGGGAAUCCCACCUCAUAUCAUCCUUCAGUGGGAGAUUCCGGGAGUGAUGUUGCCGUCCGAAUGAGAUUCAGGAUAGGUCAGCUUGUCUUCUUUUGGAGAGCCGAGAACAGCAAGAAGCGUGCUAGCCAAAGUAAGUGGGUCGGUCCGGGUUAUGUUGUGGGAAUCCAAGACCGCAAUGCCUGGGUGACUUGCGGGGGAAGAUGCUUCUUGGUGGCCGGAGAACAUCUGAGAGAAGCUAUAGGUGAUGAACAACAUUAUGGGGACCCCGAACUUCAAAAGGCUUUGGCUCUCUUCAAGAAGAUCCCCAAAGAAGCCACCUAUGAGGACCUCUCGAUUCAACCAGAUCCCGAGGGAGAGCCCCAACAGCUCGAACAGGAACCUCUUGCCCAAGACAUGAAUGAAGAUAUGGAUGUGGAUGAUGACUCGGGGGAAGGACCACAUGGGGUUACAUCAGGAGAAUGGCAUCAGCUUGAACAUGAGGUUAAGUGGGGAGACUUGGAAGAUUGUCAUCAGUUUAUCCCGAAUGGCCCAGCUGGAAUCUUGAUCACUGUGUUCCAAAGCAGGACUCGAAAGGAAACCUGCCUGGAUGAUGUUCCUCAUCAUGUGAAGAGGCGUAAGACUCCUGGGACUCCUCAAGAGGUUCAUGCUACGUACCAUGGCAUUGGGAAAACCCAGAGUAAGAACAAGCUCAAACGCAUGAUGGAGAAAGAAAUCCCUUUUGAUCUUAUUCCCUCGAAAGACAGGGAACUUUACAGGGCCGCUGAGGAGAAGGAAUGGCAAUCAUGGCUGGACUACAAUAGCUGUGAAGUGUUAUCUCCUGAAGAGAGCAAGAGAGUGGAGACUGAGCGACCCGAUCGAGUCUUGCCCAGCCGAUAUGUUUUCAGGAAUAAGAAUGCUGGUCUCAAGGAUCCUUUCGGCAACGCUUUGCCCGUGAAGGCCAAGGUCGCCAAAGAGGAGGCUGGAGUCUCCUAUUGUGGGAAGGAGAUUAAGGUGAUAGUUCAGAACGGCGAAACCUGUGUUACGUUGAGUCAGAACGCCUUCCUCGAGGGUCGACUCCAGGCUAUGACUAUCGAGCCGAGCAGGGCCAAGCAACUGGACCUCGCUGCGAACGAGACCGAGUUGACUGAUUAUAGAUCAGUUGUGGGUAGUCUUCAGUGGCUUGCGGUUCAGAGCAGGCCUGACUUGGCUUUCGAGUGUAACCAGUUACAGAAGAGAGUCAGCGACCUGAGAGUGCGAGACUUACAUCGUGCCAACCGCGCGGUCAAAGAUGCUGUGAAACAUCGGUGUGAGAUUCUCUUCCGUCCACUGGGGCCGGAUGCUGAGAUCGUUACGUUCCACGAUGCCGGGUUGUACAGCAGUCUUGGUGUUGAGAUUGACGAACGAGAGUGUGAGGAUAUCUUGCAGAAUGGAACCGAGCGUAAACUUGUUUACUCCCAGAAAGGUGUUUGUGUCGGGUUCGUUAGAAGAGGAGCUACGGAACACGAGCAGCGAGCUCAUUACAACUUGAUUGAUUGGAAAUCCUCGACGAACCGACGUGUCAUCGAAUCAUCCUUUGCUGCCGAAACUCAUGGAGCUCUCAUGGGGCAUAACAUGUCUCGCUUCGCUCAAGUUCUUCUUGCCGAAAUUCGGUAUGGGUCCGAGAUUAUUUCCGCGGUCGAGGAUGAUGGAUGGCAGGAUCUCUGCCCUGUGACUCUGGUCACCGACUGUAAAAGUAUCUAUGAUACUGUGCACAAGGACGGUCAACAUGUCGGUGAGAAGGGAAACAUUGUGCACGCAGUCCUUUUGCGUCAGCUUUUGUCUACUCGUGCUGAAGGAGGAAAGGCCCGUUUACUUUGGGUUCCGACUAGGUGCCAGGUUGCUGACGGCCUUACCAAGGGUGCCAGGGGUGCGGAUAUCCGUGAGCAAUUAAAAGACGGCCUCCUCUUUCACGAGAAAGCUGUUAAGAAACGCGCAGCGUCGACAG
This is a messenger RNA of Symbiodinium necroappetens, 5785 nucleotides long. The record is from the annotation of a GenBank genome assembly. NCBI's taxonomy places the organism in Eukaryota, Dinophyceae, Suessiales, Symbiodiniaceae.